CUCAGUCGGACUGUCGGCUCGCAAGAGGGCGGUGAAAAAUAGAAAAGGGGCUUUCUUGACUGACGUUAAACCGAAUAUUUUCUCAGUUUGACUGAAACCGUCAUGAUGUAGCUCAUUUUUCGGCUUAGGAGUAGACAUAUUGAAAUAUUAUACCUCAGAUAAGCUGUUUGAUUCUAUAUAAACAGCUGAUUAAUCGAGAUUUGAGACCACGACAUCGUGAGCGAAACCGGAAGAUCGCUCGGUUUGACUCGAGUCGAAGAUCAGAUGAACUGAGUAGACACAAUCUUUCGUAAUAUGUCGUUCAGUUGACAUGAUGAGGUUUAUAGGAAUUAGCUACCUCCGUAGUUGAUGCAGUUGUAAACGAAGUCGAACUAACAUUUGAGUUCGAGGCCAUUUUACUCUGUUAGCAUUUGACAAUUGAAUCUUUAAACAUGGCCGAUAUCCAGUACGUUAACAUAAAAGACAUUCGCCCGGGGCUGAAGAAUAUCAACGUGAUGUUUAUUGUGCUCGAGAUGGGUAAACCAACAAGGACGAAGGAUGGUCAUGAUGUAAGAUCGUGUAAAGUAGCAGACAAAAGUGGCUCCAUCAAUGUGUCUAUCUGGGAUGAGGCCGGCGACCUUCUCCAGUCCGGUGAUAUAUGCAGAUUAACUAAAGGGUAUGCAUCUCUUUGGAAAGGAUGUUUAACAGUUUACACCGGAAAAAAUGGUAUCAUCGCAAAAAUAGGAGAGUUCUGUCUCCAGUUUUCAGAGCUUCCUAAUAUGAGUGAAGCAAAUCCUGAUUUCCUUGCCAAAAAUGAUCAGCCACCGCAACAACGAAAGUCCCCGACGGAGUCUGACGGGUCCCAGACAAUGAUGCCCUCCCAGACGCCAGGAAACCGGCCCCAAAUGUCCGGUGGCCCGCCUCAAAUGGGUGGUCAAGGUGGAAAUGGUCAGUACCGUGGUCCCCGCCCCCAACAUUCUGGCCCCAGGGGACCACCGCCGAUCAAUGGCAGAGGGAGGGGCAUGAGGCGUUGAUUCUCAAACUGGUGCUGGAGUUCUACAAGGUUGUCUCCCUUCAAUGGUGCAAUGGUUGUCUCCCUUCAAUGGUGUGCCUGCUCUUCAAGAGCAAUAUAAGAUCAACAUAAAAAAUGGUCAAAAAUGAUGGAAAUGGUUUAAAAAAAUGGAAAGUGUUGUACGUUAUCGUUCUAAAAUUUAUGAAUUCUGAAACGCUUAAAAAUUAGGGGACAGAAUUACUUGAAGCUAGGCCUGAUGUCAAACUUGACCAUCAGCAUCUUUAUGAUAAACCCAUCAGACCCAUAAUUGACUGUGUGAUAUAGUGCUGUUCUGGAGACACGUGUACAUAUUUCCCUGGGUAUGUGAGCUGUGAAAUGGAUGUUUUGCUGGCUGCUUGUGGACGUUGGCUGCAUUGGACAUUUCCCCAUUGUACAGAUACAUUGCUGCAGAUGCAUGUGUCUGUUCCAUUUAUGGGGACAUCUCAAGUUCAGGAUAAUUGCAUAACAACCAUAUUGCAUGAAUUUUUCAUUACGUUUGUCCUGAUCUGAAACCAUAGAAAGACAUUCCUCCGAGAUGAUUUGGGAAAAAUUCUGUGAGAAAGUUUUAUAAAAAGUCCAGGAAGAUCCAGGUUUAUGAAGACUACUGAUAUUCUACAAAGAUUAUUCAAAUUCAAAUUAUUUAAAUCCGAGUAUAAGGUAUAAUUCUGGUUUGGUUUGUUUGUUUGUUGUUUUACGCCGCACUCAGCAAUAUUCCAGCUAUAUGACGUCGGUCUGUAAAUAAUCAAGUCUGGACCAGACAAUACAGUUACUGACAUCAUGAGCAUCUAUCCAUGCAAUUGAGAUCCAAGACAUGCGAGCCUGACGUAUAAUUCUGGAGCACUGCACAGUGGUAAAUGUGUUCUUUUGUCCAAUAAAAGUAGGGGUUUGAAUACUGGAUACACUUGUAAAUGGAAUCAUUCUGGGAAACAUUUUCUAUUGGUCAGUGUUUUACUGCAAUAACAGUAACACUGAGUGAAUGUUGCUUAAUGCCUGCAUUAUUGCAGCUGUGACAGUAAGUAAUUUGCCUGUGGUCUAGAUUGGUGACUGAAAACAUGAGCCUCAGUUACGAUGACACAGAAUCAGCUUUGUCACAUGUGGUGAAGACCUAAGUCAGCUCUUAAAAAAGGCAGGGCACUGGCCCAGUCUUAGGUGCUGCAAUUCACUGUGCAGAGUUGCGUCCCUUGGACAUGCCAGAAACCUAUGAUUGUGGGUUCGAAUCCCUGUUAGCCCCUGUUUCUAGGGGCCUGUUUGUCAGCACCAUACCCGUGCUCAUGGGUUUCACCAAAGUGGUAAAUGUCUAAGACCUGCUUCACUUCAGGCUUUCCUCCCUAAGACUGAAAUACUGUAACGUGACAUUAAACCCAACUCAUUCACUCACUCCGAAAACAGCCAUGAGUACCUAUAUUCCCCGACCAUCCCAACACGAUUUGACAUCCAAGAGACCCAAUAGUUUUUGAAUUAAGGGAAUUAAGAUGAUGUUGGAAAAUUUAUUAUUGUCUGGUAUGAUACUGCCGGCUCAAUAGCUUUUCGGGGCGGUGGGGUAGCCUAGUGGUUAAAGCAUUCGCUCUUCAUGCUGAAAACCUGGGUUCCAUUCCUCACAAGGUACAGUGUGUGAUGACCAUUUCUGGUGUCCCCUGCCGUGAUACUGCUGGAAUAUUGCUAGUAGCGGCGCUACAGAAUACUCUCUCAUUCCCAAUAGCUGGAAAAUGUCUGGAAAAACAUGACGUAAAUCCUUCAAAGUAAUGUGAUGAAAAUUAAAAAGCAUUGUUUGUUAUUUGACUAUUGCAAAAUAACGUGUGCGUUUGACUGGUGUUGAGUUCGUGAGACGGAUGUAUUAUCGAGAAUGAAUUGUGCUGGCAAUGAGGAUGAGAUUCAAAGAAGACUGGUUCAGUAUUUCCUCAUGUGGUGCGUUAAAUAUAUAUUGUGUUGUAGUAUGUGAAAUAAAAGCAAAGAUAUAAAUAAGAAACAAA
Messenger RNA from Haliotis rufescens (red abalone), 3000 nucleotides. Its product is annotated as SOSS complex subunit B2-like. Gene Ontology annotation, biological process: response to ionizing radiation; double-strand break repair via homologous recombination; mitotic cell cycle checkpoint signaling. Gene Ontology annotation, molecular function: DNA binding. The record is from RefSeq and is a predicted model, not a curated record. Bases 432 to 1013 code for a protein of 193 amino acids. The transcript is spliced from 6 exons. Lineage: Eukaryota; Metazoa; Mollusca; Gastropoda; Lepetellida; Haliotidae. Gene Ontology annotation, cellular component: SOSS complex.